UGCCUAGCUACUUUUUAUGAAUGUUGCUUUCUUUUCCACCCGCUGCAGGACCUCGACAAAAAGGAUGCGUUAUCUGAUGCUCAUAUGGACACUGCCAGUCGAGACAAGCCAGAAGAAGCUGGAGACCCUAAUCUCAUUGAAGUGGAUGCAGUGCCCAUCAGUCCUGACGAGUCUCCACGUUCAGUACAUGGAGAAGGUGUCACCACCUUGGAAGAUGAGUUUGAUCCUAUCAGCGAUGAUGAACUGGAGGCCCUCAUUGAUGAAUCUCAGGAGAAGGAACCAGCUCCUGAGCCUGAACCGGCCAUCUCAGACGUGCUGGACAUUGACUGGUCAAUCUUGGUGAAGGAAACCAGCCGGCCCAAGGAGGGCACCGCGAGCGAGAAGCGUGGCUCUGCUCGCGAACGCUAUUCGGGAGCUCGUGUGCUGGCACGCAUUGGCAUCUCGCGAGACCUGGCUGGUGAAGAGCUUGCUCAGCAGGUAGUCGAGUUCUGCCAGAAGGAGCUGGCCAGCGACAAGAAGGAACCAGAUGAGCAAGAUGAAGGAGCAGGAGCAGGGAAUGGAGCAGCACAGAAGGACGGAGAUUUCCAGCUGGAGAACCUGACGGCAGGCUUUCACGCGGCUGCUGUGGCGGCACGGAGGCAACAGAACCUGGCACUGGAGUCAUGCGGACGCUACUGCCGCGCCCUCUCAGCACGCCGGGAUCUCAUGUUGCGCCGGGCACUCUGCAAGGUGUAUGAGCCAAGUUCCACGGAGCCAGCUACGAAUGUGGAUUUGCAGUUGUACAAGCGCAGCCUGCAACUCUACCAAUCUCGUACCCAGGUGCAGCUCGCAUGUUAAACCUGCCCCUCCCCUUCUUCCCAGGCGCUAUUUCUGCAUUUCCACUUUGUUUCCACCAUGUAUUAAUUGGUCUCACUGACAAUUGCUGAACAAUUGGCCCUUCUUUGCUCUGUUUUCCUUUUUUCUGUGCCUUCACAGUCGAGCAUAAGUGGAUAGAGCCGUGGUGGAGAGGGUGCAUUCUUCAAUCAGUCUUAUUAAGCUCCUUGGUGCUGCUUUUGCGUUCUUUACGUUUCAUCUUUCACUUUGUUCUCUACCCGCAUUUCAUCCCUCUCAUCAUUGUUGCCCUGUCUGGAGAAGCAUUAAAAAUGUCAAAAU
This is a messenger RNA of Dermacentor silvarum, 1152 nucleotides long. Its product is annotated as zinc finger CCCH domain-containing protein 13-like. The record is from RefSeq and is a predicted model, not a curated record. The coding region runs from base 85 to 837 and encodes 250 amino acids. Gene Ontology annotation, cellular component: RNA N6-methyladenosine methyltransferase complex. The transcript is spliced from 6 exons. NCBI's taxonomy places the organism in Eukaryota, Metazoa, Arthropoda, Arachnida, Ixodida, Ixodidae.